Cuscuta europaea is the source of this 1731-nucleotide messenger RNA. The record is from the annotation of a GenBank genome assembly. Lineage: Eukaryota; Viridiplantae; Streptophyta; Magnoliopsida; Solanales; Convolvulaceae.
CCAAAAUCCCCUGCUCCACGACAACACCCCUCAGGUUCCGCUAUUCCCCUGCGCAGCAAGCCACGCCUAAGGGCCAAGGCGAUUCUGUCGAUUCAGACCUCCACAGCUCCGCCGCCUCCGCGACUCCAGUUGAACCGCACACCGCACACCGCACGCCUGUACGCCGCCGCCUGCAGUCAACCAGCCGCCCGCCUCCCUCACUACCUCAGACCCUCAAGUUCCCUGCUCGGUUGCUCCCGCCUGGCCGCCUCUGGUCCUCCCUCAGUCCAGUCGUCCGGUGGACUUCUGGAAUUCGAAUUGGGAGAGACGCUGUGCUACUGGCAUAGAGCGAAUUCAACCACCUGAUCGGAAGUCGGAACUUUCAACAAUUUCUUAACUGAGGGUAAAGAAAGAUGCUGUUUCAGGUGGGCGGGCAGGGGACUCGUCCCACCUUCUUCGAGAUGGCCGCUGCUCAGCAACUCCCUUCCAGCUUGCGAGCCGCUCUUUCUUACUCUUUCGGCGUUUUGGCUCUGAGAAGACCUUUCCUCCACAAAGUCCUUGACUUUGAAGAUGAACUCUUUGCUUUUCUCAUGCUUGUCCUUGAAACUCACAGUUUGCGAACCACAGAUGCAUCAUUUGCUGAGUCGUUGUAUGGGCUAAGGAGGAGAGGUGUUAACAUACAAAUUACUAAUGAUAAGAAACGUUUGGAGUCAAGUGAUGGAAGUCAUCACUCUGGAUUGGAGAAGCACCAAAAGAUUCUUUCCGUUGCAUUCCUUGUGAUAUUGCCAUAUCUUAGGUCAAAGCUUCAUGCAGUAUACAACAAAGAAAGGGAGGUUGCACUUCAAGCUAGUUUAUGGGGUGAAGGUGAUGACAGGUUUACCAACACGAACAAUCUUGAUACACUUGCAUCUUCUUUUGUUUCUACAACAAAUAGGUCUGAUACUGAAGCAACAUCACCAAGAGAACGCUUGAAAAAGAGAAUUCGGAAGUGCAUUGCUAUUUGCUACCCAUGGAUACAUGCAGGAAAUGAAGGGCUUUCAUUUGCUUACCAGCUAUUAUUUCUACUGGAUGCUACUGGGUUCUACUCUAUAGGAUUGCAUGCAUUAGGCAUUCAAGUUUGCCGAGCAACAGGACAGGAAUUGAUUGAUACUUCUUCUAGAAUUUCCAAGAUAAGAAAGCAUGAACGCGAGAGGCUCCGUGGCCCCCCUUGGCUAAAGAAAAUACAAGGUGGGUUACUUGGUUUUGCAUAUGCUGCUCUUGACUAUGCUCAAACUGGCCUAAUUGCUGCAGUAUUUUUCUUUAAAAUGAUGGAGUGGUGGUAUCAAUCAGCUGAAGAGCGAAUGUCAGCCCCGACCAUUUAUCCUCCUCCUCCACCACCACCAGCCCCAAAGGUCGCUAGAGAUGGUAUUCCUUUGCCUCCAGACAAGUCACUCUGCCCUCUGUGUUCACAAAAACGUGUUAACCCCUCUGUAGUGUCAGUUUCUGGAUUUGUCUUUUGUUAUACCUGCAUAUUUAAAUAUGUCUCUCAGUACAAGCGUUGUCCUGUUACACUUACUCCUGCAACCGUGGAUCAUAUAAGGCGACUUUUUCACGAUGUUUGAAAGUUUUGUCGAGUAUGAACAUCUGAGUUUAAUCGAAGUCCAAUUAUAUGCAUUCCAAGGAUAUUGUUGUCGUUUGCAAUUUUUAGUUUCUCUAACUCUGAAAAGUUAUUAUUUAAGAAAUUUUGAGUUUGCACCCAUGUUUACUUUUAAA